Aspergillus alliaceus is the source of this 4458-nucleotide messenger RNA. Its product is annotated as ABC-2 type transporter-domain-containing protein. Gene Ontology annotation, biological process: transmembrane transport. Gene Ontology annotation, molecular function: ABC-type transporter activity; ATP binding; ATP hydrolysis activity. Gene Ontology annotation, cellular component: membrane. The transcript is spliced from 6 exons. The coding region runs from base 1 to 4458 and encodes 1485 amino acids. The record is from RefSeq and is a predicted model, not a curated record. NCBI's taxonomy places the organism in Eukaryota, Fungi, Ascomycota, Eurotiomycetes, Eurotiales, Aspergillaceae.
AUGGCUUCGCACAAAAGAAGUGAGGACCCCUUAUUCGACAAGAAGCCCUCUAGCCAGGAUUGUGAUAGCAGUACUUCAACAAUCACUUCAGAAAAUGCCGCAGAAACUCGACACGCAGUCGGAUUAAUCGACGAGGAGGAAAUCGAAAAUCUCCAGCGUAUUGCCACUCAAGCGUCACAACGCCGGUCUAGUGUCUUUUCACAUCAUGCCCCUACGAGAACUGCUACGCUGGCUACCAUCUCCGAAAAUGACCCGGCGGUUGACCCUCAAGGGCCCUCGUUCGAUCUGAAUAAGUGGCUGAAGAUGAUUCUUCGAGAGUAUCAAAGAGAGGGGAGAGAAGGCCACCGGACUGGUAUCGUUUUCAAGAACCUCACGAUCUCCGGAACUGGGGCAGCGCUGCAGCUCCAGGAUACGGUUUCAUCCAUGCUGUCCGCCCCUCUUCGCAUCGGUGAAAUGAUGCAACAACGGCGGUCGCCACCCAAGCGGAUUCUAAACGAGUUUAAUGGCUUGAUGAAAAGCGGCGAGUUGCUUCUCGUGCUAGGUCGUCCAGGAUCUGGCUGUAGUACCUUCCUCAAGUCUCUUUGUGGAGAGCUACAUGGCCUAUCUUUGAGCAACGAAAGCGUUAUCCACUAUGAUGGUGUUCCCCAGAAACGAAUGGUUAAGGAGUUUAAGGGAGAGGUGGUGUACAACCAAGAGGUCGACAAACACUUUCCUCAUUUAACCGUCGGACAGACCCUCGAAUUUGCCGCCUUAGCAAGAACCCCAGCACAACGAAUCCGUGGCAUGACUCGCGAAGAGUUCGCCAAGCAUAUGACCCAGGUCAUCAUGGCAGUUUUUGGCUUGAGCCACACCUACAAUACCAAAGUCGGAAACGAUUUCGUCCGCGGAGUCUCUGGUGGCGAGCGCAAGCGUGUCAGUAUCGCAGAGAUGGCCUUGGCUCACGCUCCUCUGGCAGCGUGGGACAACUCCACCCGUGGCCUAGAUUCUGCAACGGCAUUUAAGUUCGUGCAGGCACUACGUUUGUUCGCGGAUCUCGCCGGUUCUGCCCAUGCGGUGGCGAUCUACCAGGCUAGUCAGAGCAUCUACGACAUUUUCGAUAAAGUGGUAGUCCUCUACGAAGGGCGUCAGAUCUACUUUGGUCCUGCAAGGAAAGCAAAGGCUUACUUCGAACGUCAAGGAUGGGAAUGUCCUCAGCGACAGACCACAGGAGACUUUUUGACAUCGGUGACCAAUCCCACUGAACGAAAAGCACUCCCGGGUAUGGAAAACCAGGUUCCUCGUACUGCUGAGGAUUUUGAAGCAUACUGGCGCAAGUCCCCUGAAUUCCAGCAACUUCAAGCUGAGAUUGCCCGUCACGAGCAGCGUCAUCCCUUGGAAGAGGCCGGAGCUGCCCUUGCAAGCUUUCAACAAAAGAAGCGCGAAAUUCAGGCGAAACAUACUCGUCCCCAGUCUCCCUAUCUUCUCAGUGUGCCCAUGCAGAUCAAGCUCAACACCAAGAGGGCGUAUCAACGAGUGUGGAACGAUAUCUCUUCCACUGUGUCAACUGUGAUCAGUCAAAUUAUCAUGGCCUUGAUUAUCGGAUCGGUGUUUUACGGAACACCUGAUGCGUCUGUAGGCUUCCAAGCCAAAGGUGCCACUUUGUUCUUCGCCGUCUUACUCAACGCUCUCAUUGCAAUGUCGGAAAUCAACAGUCUUUACUCGCAGCGUCCAAUUGUGGAAAAACAUAACUCCUACGCCUUCUAUCACCCAGCAACAGAAGCUAUUGCAGGUGUCGUCAGUGAUAUACCGGUCAAGUUUGUCAUAGCAGUCGUGUUCAACCUCAUUCUCUACUUCAUGGCGGGACUUCGCAGAGAGGCAGGUCAAUUCUUCCUCUAUCUGCUGGUAACAUUCAUCGUUAUGUUCGUUAUGAGCGCAGUCUUCCGUACAAUGGCGGCUAUAACACAGACAGUCUCGCAAGCGAUGGGUUUGGCAGGAAUACUAAUCUUGGCCCUGAUUAUCUACACGGGGUUUGUGAUUCCUGUUCCUUCGAUGCAUCCUUGGUUCGAAUGGAUUCAUUAUCUGAACCCUAUCUUUUACGCAUUUGAGAUCCUAAUUGCCAACGAAUUUCACGGACGCGAUUUCAUUUGCUCUCAAUUUAUCCCCGCAUAUCCUAGCUUGCCUGGUAGCUCCUUUGUUUGCUCCUCUCCCGGCUCAAAGGCUGGCCAACGCUCAAUCAGCGGUGAUGAUUAUAUACAGGUCAACUACCAAUACAGCUACGGGCAUGUGUGGAGGAAUUUCGGCAUCCUGAUCGCUUUCCUCGUUGGAUUCAUGCUAAUCUACUUCAUCGCCACGGAGCUAAAUUCCUCUACUAGCAGCACUGCCGAGGUUUUGGUCUUUCGUCGUAAUCACGAGCCGGCACACAUGCGCGCCGGUGCGAAGAAACCCGAUUCUGAGAACGCGGUGGAGCUCAAUACUAUGAAGCCAACCGCAGAGAGGAGUGAGGGCGAUGUGUCUGCCAUACCUCCACAGAAGGACAUCUUUACUUGGAGGGAUGUUUGCUAUGAUAUCGAGAUCAAGGGAGAGCCCCGACGGCUAUUGGAUCAUGUUUCCGGAUGGGUCAAGCCAGGCACGUUGACUGCCCUUAUGGGUGUUAGUGGUGCAGGGAAAACCACUUUGCUAGAUGUGUUGGCUCACCGAACCUCUAUGGGUGUCAUUACGGGUGAUAUGUUUGUGAAUGGCCGAGGCCUUGAUCAAAGCUUCCAGAGAAGCACCGGUUACGUUCAACAGCAGGAUCUACAUCUGGAAACCGCUACAGUGCGCGAGUCACUUCGAUUCAGCGCAAUGCUUCGCCAACCCCCUAAUGUAUCUGUCAAGGAAAAAUAUGAUUAUGUGGAAGACGUGAUCCGCAUGUUGAAUAUGGAGGAGUUCGCUGAAGCGGUAGUUGGUGUGCCUGGCCAAGGAUUGAACGUUGAACAGCGUAAGCUGUUGACAAUAGGUGUGGAACUGGCUGCAAAGCCUAAGCUCUUGCUCUUCUUGGAUGAACCCACUAGUGGUCUUGAUUCUCAGAGCUCCUGGGCUAUUUGCUCUUUCCUCCGAAAGCUCGCCGACAGCGGACAAGCCGUUCUGUGUACCAUUCAUCAGCCUAGUGCUAUUCUCUUCCAACAGUUCGACCAACUUCUGUUCCUUGCACGUGGCGGAAAGACCGUUUACUUUGGCCCAAUUGGCGAGAACUCUGCUACUCUCCUUAACUACUUCGAGACAAAUGGGGCGCGCAAAUGCGCUGACGAUGAAAACCCUGCUGAGUGGAUGCUGGAAAUCGUGAAUGCCGGAAAGAAUUCCGAGGGAGAAAACUGGUUCGACGUGUGGAAGCGGAGCAGCGAGUCUCAGGCGGUGCAGACCGAGAUUGAUCGGAUCCAUAAGGAGCAGCAGGCGAAGACACAGGCUAAUGAUCAAGAUAACUCAGCGUGGGCCAAGUCGGAAUUCGCCAUGCCUUUCUGGUUGCAGCUAUACCACGUCACUUAUCGUGUCUUCCAACAGUAUUGGCGCAUGCCGGAAUACAUCGCAUCCAAAUGGAUUCUAGGCAUCCUCUCCGGUCUUUUCAUUGGCUUUUCGUUCUUCCAGGCAAAGUCUUCACUCCAGGGAAUGCAGACUAUCCUGUACUCGCUGUUUAUGCUGUGUUCCAUUUUCUCGUCUUUGGUUCAACAGGUUAUGCCGUUAUUCGUGACUCAACGAUCCCUCUAUGAAGUCCGUGAAAGACCCAGCAAAACCUACUCAUGGAAAGCCUUCCUAAUCGCCAACAUCAUCGUCGAAAUCCCAUACCAGAUCGUGAUGGGCAUCCUAACAUACGCCUGUUACUACUACGCAGUCGUCGGAGUCCAAGGCUCCGAGAGACAGGGGCUCGUCCUCCUCUUGUGCAUCCAAUUCUUCAUUUACGCCAGCACCUUCGCCCAUAUGUGCAUUGCCGCAAUGCCUGACACCGAAACUGCAAGUGCCGUCGUUGUCCUCAUUUUUGCUAUGUCCCUCACUUUCUGCGGUGUUAUGCAAACCCCGACCGCGCUACCCGGAUUCUGGAUCUUCAUGUACCGUGUGUCCCCCUUCACCUACUGGGUAGCAGCAAUGGCUUCCACUCAGCUGCACGAUCGCGCAGUUAAGUGCUCCCCAGCGGAGAUGUCCAUCUUUGAUCCUCCGUCCGGCCAAACUUGCGGCGAGUAUCUCUCUCCAUUCCUUCAAAUGGCCGGUGGUCAGUUGACGAACCCGAACGCCACCUCCGACUGCAGCUACUGCUCGGUGGAAGUCGCAGACACUUUCCUGGGCACCGUCAACAUCAAUUGGAGUGAGCGCUGGCGCAACUUCGGCAUCAUGUGGGUGUACAUCUUCUUUAAUAUCUUCAUGGCAACAAUGCUGUACUACUCGUUCCGAGUCAAGAAGUGGAAUCUGGACAGCUUGAAAGAACGAUUCUCUAAGAAGAAGUCUGGUUAA